CAAGUAAUGUCCACGGGAGACGAUGUCGCGACGCAGGGUGGGUUGGUGUGUGACUGUAUGCCUUGCGUGGUGAUGGUUGGCGCUGGACGCAGAUGUGAGAUGUGGAUAUUCGCGCGCGCCGAAAUUCCACGCGCGGCUUGCGCGUUACGCGCCCGCUGCCUUUCCAGUUCGCUUCCAGCAGUACUCCUGCGACAUGCACCACUGAGGCUCCUGCAUUCGCGCGCCGAGAAGUUCUCGUUACUUGUUGCUAACACUGAGAGACAAACUUGAAUGUGAACGUGAUUGUGAUUUUUAUCAACAAAUUGAAAACAUGAACGUUGGCUAGAGAAUAAAUCAAAGUGAUAAUAAAAUGUCCAGGUUUUGGAUGAGGGCAAUGCUAUUGGCAUGCAUUUGGGCAUGGCAUGAGGCAGCCGGAAACAUCGAGGAUGAUAGUGGUGACAAACUGUUCACAAUCGAUUCUUCGCCGAUGGCUAACAAUUGCACUUGUGUCAACGAACACGUGGAGGUGGAGUGUCGAUGUUCGGGGCAUCACUUCUACAAUGUUCCUUCGAAUUUAACCGCGGGACUUUCAGUUUUGAUAAUUGAAGAUGCUGGAUUGGAAGUCCUCAAAAGGGAUUCGCUCAUGCCGUAUUCAGAGACACUUCGAGAAUUGACGCUCGUCGGCUUGGAGAAGUUCUAUUAUUUUGAGCCGGGCGUAUUUCGCAACUUGAGCGAGCUGGAAACUUUAUACAUCCAUCGGGCGCCAAAACUAUUGAAAAUCCAGCCGGAGGUGUUCAGCGUCCAUCUACCCAAAUUGAAAAUACUACGCAUAGUCAAUACCGGAUUAGAGGAAAUGCCCAACUUGAAUGGCCUGCACACGGCGUCCGUACUGCAUAUGAUAGAUCUGGAGCACAAUCGUAUUCAGCGCAUCAAGUGGCAUCAGAUAAGCCGAGUGAAAACGGACCAACUGCUUUUAAACUACAACGACAUCCGCACCGUGGAAGAGGAAGCCUUUUACGGUUCCGAAAUAGCCAAGCUGAGCCUCAAAGGAAACGUGCACCUCGCGAACCUCCACCGGCGAGCCUUCGGCGAGUUGCACAGUCUGCGGCACAUCGAUUUGAGCAGCACGGCCAUCACCGCGAUUCCGCUGGAGGGAUUGCGCGAAAUCGACGUGCUGAAAGUCCAAGACACAGAGACACUCAAAGUUUUUCCAUCAGUAUACAACUUUCAGUACAUAAAGGAAGCCUGGCUGACCUACCCGUACCAUUGUUGCGCCUUCAAGUUUCCGCAUACGCACAACCCAAGGGAAUUCGAGCAGCAUCAGCGUUUCAUCAAGCGUAUGCAAUCGACAUGCUCCGGAAAGAAUGUCUCCAAUUCAUACAACCUUCCCGGCAGUAAUACUCAUAACAAUCCGACGUUCAAAGAUCUCCUGAAGCUGCAGCCGUCAAAUGCAACCAACCAUCAGCUGGUGCAGCAGCCUCAAUUUGUGACAAAAGACGUGCAACACGACGACGAUGGUAUGUGGAGUGACGAUGAGCAAGUUUUUCACAACGGCACGCUCGAUAUGGGCAGCGAGUUUUCCGUAACGACAGCCGUAUGCGGUGAAAUAUAUCGCAACUAUCACGAGGUGAAAUGUUACCCGGCCCCGGACGCAUUCAAUCCGUGCGAGGACCUCAUGGGAAACUGGGGCCUGCGUAUUCCCGUGUGGUUCAUAUCGCUAUCGGCGAUUAUUGGCAACCUCUUCGUCGUGAUUGUGAUAGCCACUUCGCAUUUUCGUCUCACCGUUUCGAAAUUCCUCAUGUGCAACCUGGCGGCUGCCGAUCUGUGUAUAGGCAUUCAUCUUCUGCUAAUCGCCGUCGUCGACGCGUGCUCCAUUGGAGCGUAUUUCAAUUACGCUAUUGACUGGCAAGAAGGUGAUGGGUGUCGGGUGGCGGGUUUCUUAACAAUCUUCGGCAACGUGCUCUCGGUGUACACGCUGGCGGUGAUAACGACGGAGCGAUGGUACACGAUCACCUGGGCGAUCCAUCUCAACAAGCGUUUAAAGUUACGCACCGCGGUGCGCGUAAUGUUCGCUGGUUGGUUGUGCGCCAUUUGCAUGGCGUCAUUACCACUAAUCGGCGUCAGCAGCUACUCCAAGACGAGCAUCUGCUUACCACUGGAGAGCAAGGGCAAAGCAGAUGCCAUCUACCUAUCCACCCUCUUGGCUUUCAACGCAAUCGCUUUCGCACUGAUUUGCGUGUGCUACGGUAGCAUGUAUCGCUCAAUUCGAGAAGGCGGCAACACGUGCUCCGUAACAUCAGUGCGCUCCGAUCUCACAGUCGCCAAGCGAAUGGCCCUGCUGGUCUUCACCGACUUUGCAUGCUGGGCGCCGAUUGCUUUCUUCGGAAUGACUGCUUUAUUAGGUCACCCUUUGAUUACUGUCACGCACACAAAAAUUCUGCUGGUGUUUUUCUAUCCGUUGAACUCAUGUGCUAAUCCAUGUCUGUACGCGUUACUUACACAGCAGUAUCGACGGGAUUUCUUUAUCUUAAUGGGGAGAUAUGGGCUCUGUAAGGAUCGAGCUGAACGACACAAGGGUGCCAUUGGCGGUAAACCAUUACCGUAUGGCGCGGGUGGGCAAUACAAACGUAGCGCCGGAGACACGCUGAAAACACACAGCGGUGGUAACACGAAUAAUCAUCGCGGGUCCGUGCUGACCACUGUAGUCAGUGUGGAAGUGCCAAUGCUGCACGGGACAAAUAGCUCCAGAAAUGGAGCGCGUGGCAGAUGCCGGGAACGAGACAAUGGUAAUAAAGUGCGUGAGUUUUCACUAAAACAUUUGAAUAAAGCAGACAUUGAUGAGUGUCGACAUUCAUUGCAAACGUCGACAGAUAAUUUGUAAAUUUAGCUAUAUACAAAUUGAUGUAAUAAGCGUGUAGACUGUAAAAAGAAAGACUUAGCUUAAAAAGCACGGUUAUAUGUCAUGGACGUUUAUGUUGCUAAUGUUAUUGAAAUUAAUAAGGGUAAUGUACGAAUGUAUUUGUGUACUUUAGGAACCUACGUUGAACCAUUCCUAUUCUUGUAAGACGUAGCGCCAUGUGAUCAAACAAUACAUGUAAACUUGAUACGUUAUUAAAUUUAAAGUUAUUUAUUUUA
Messenger RNA from Dalotia coriaria, 3114 nucleotides. Its product is annotated as follicle-stimulating hormone receptor-like. Gene Ontology annotation, cellular component: plasma membrane. Gene Ontology annotation, molecular function: protein-hormone receptor activity; G protein-coupled peptide receptor activity. NCBI's taxonomy places the organism in Eukaryota, Metazoa, Arthropoda, Insecta, Coleoptera, Staphylinidae. The record is from RefSeq and is a predicted model, not a curated record. The transcript has 13 exons. Gene Ontology annotation, biological process: hormone-mediated signaling pathway; adenylate cyclase-activating G protein-coupled receptor signaling pathway; activation of adenylate cyclase activity. Bases 350 to 2860 code for a protein of 836 amino acids.